AUGGAAGUCUCCGCUGAGAUAUCCGAAUUAGAAAUAGCACCCGUUCCUUCGCCAAGGAUCGACGCAGGGGCGACAGUGUCGGGUGCACACGCUGCUGAAGAGAGUGAGGAUGAGCAUCUCCAAGCAAAUGCUGAGAAAGUGAUCAAGCAGAAAAAAACUGGCUCCGGAAACCUGGAGGCUAGCAGAAGAAGGAGAAGUGCCUGGGGGAAGAGGAAACAUGCAGCCACAGUGGAGUCCAUCGCAUAUAGAAUAGCAGGUUUGGGGCGACCCAUUGGCGACUGGAGAAAGCGUGGAAAAGGAGGGGAGGACAGCAACGCUCUUAUGGCUGCACUCAGGGAACUCCACGCUGAGAAGAAAAGGCUGAUGGAUCUCAGGAAAGCACGAGAGGAGGAUGAUGAUGAUGAUGAGGAGGAGGAGGACGAUGACGAUGAGGACGAUGACGAUGAAGACGACGAUGACGAUGAUGAUGAUGAUGAAGAGGAGGAGGAAGAAGAAGAAGAGGAGGAAGAAGAAGAAGAGGAAGAGGAGGAGGAGGAAGAAGAAGAAGAAGAAGCAGAGGAAGAAACGACUGAGUCGCCCAGCAAUCAAACAGAAACGGUUUCUAACUUUAUAGAGUUGCCUUUUUCUGAUUCUGAUUCUAUUAAGUGUCAGAGCACUGAGAGAGAAAUCAACUGCAGGGGCAUUGGCAUUACUCAUCUGCCAAGCUUCCAAAACCUUGAAGCCACGGAGGUGGAUUUAGCAGAGAACAACAUCAGGAUCAUCACGGCACAAGCUUUCUCGGGCCUCCUGAACCUGGACAUGCUGGACUUGAGUCAAAACAUACUGGAUGAUGAAUCGUUCAGCCAAAACCCACUUUCUAACUUGACCUCUCUGAGGAAGCUGAAUCUGGAUGACAACCACAUCACCGUGAUCCCGACGCUGCCUUCAUCUCUGGAGGAGCUGAAAAUCAAAAACAAUAAGCUGAGUGGACUCACACUGCACUGCUUCAAAGGUUUGAUGAAUCUCCUGAAGCUAGAGCUGGGAGGAAAUACUCUUCACAAAGCCAGUGUGUCCCCUCUAGCUUUUAGACCGCUACAGAGACUUCUUGACCUCCAGCUGAGUAACAAUCACUUCCGGUCGCUACCACUGAACCUUCCUCCCUCUCUUCAGACGCUGCAAAUGAAUGAAAAUCUAAUUGGGGAGCUGACAGAGGAAGCGCUGAGGGGCUGCAUUCAUUUGAGAGUGCUCGAACUCAGGCACAACCGUCUGCAUGAGCAAGGCAUCGCUACCCACGCAUGGACGCGUCUUAAGUCCUUGGAAGCCUUGGAUCUAUCUCACAACCUGUUCACUUCUGUUCCUCUAAAUCUGCCGCGCCCUCUUCGUAAUCUGACCCUCCAGCACAACAACAUCAGUCACAUCCCAGCCUUCACGUUCCGUCACCUGCGGCCUGGCCUGCGGUCCCUGUGUCUGUCUCACAAUGACCUGAGCAACGACGGUAUAGAACAGUUUUCUUUUGUUGGAUCUUACCGCUCGCUGAGUGAGCUCCUACUGGACAACAAUCGCCUUGAAGAGGUUCCUCGCUGCAUCAGACAGUUUAAAAACCUGCAGGUGCUGAGACUGAGCAACAAUCAGAUCAGGUUGGUGAGGCAGUGGGGCGUGUGCCACCCUCGCAAUUCGGGCUCCUUGGCUUCAGUCCACCUCGAAAAUAAUCUGCUGGAAGUCGAGAAGAUUCCCCCAAAUGCUUUCUCCUGUCUCACUGACCCUCAGGGACUUGUUCUAUAUCCACAGCAGUGGUCUGACUGAUAGGACAGACAGUGGGACAGACAUACGGGAACACAUUUUUUCUCUCACUUUUGCAUCACCCUAUAAUGAUACAGUGUUUGCAGAAAAAAUGUUUCACCAUGUAUUUUGCUUAGUAACCUGCAGCUUUCAUUAUAUCAUCUCUAAA
Molecule: messenger RNA, 1927 nt
Organism: Pelmatolapia mariae (spotted tilapia)
Lineage: Eukaryota; Metazoa; Chordata; Actinopteri; Cichliformes; Cichlidae
Product: extracellular matrix protein 2
Exons: 11
Coding region: 1-1782 (593 amino acids)
Biological process (GO): positive regulation of cell-substrate adhesion; extracellular matrix organization
Cellular component (GO): extracellular matrix
Molecular function (GO): heparin binding; protein binding; collagen V binding
Source: RefSeq, a predicted model, not a curated record